CUUAUUGUAUAAUUUAAAUUAAUAAAGUUCUUGUUGAGAUAACAAUUUAUAAUUUUUAAAUAUUUCUCUCAUUGUUUUUAAUAAUAAAAUGGAUAAGCAAAAGGCAUUUUUAAGCAUUAAUGAAAUGUUUAAUUAUCUUCAGUGUACUCCAGGAGCAAGAUGUGUUUCAGAAGGGGAGGAAGUUUUAAAUGCAGGUCAUAUAAUAUUGUGUGGAAUAAAAAGUAUAAUAGAAAGUAAGAUAUGUUUAUAUGCAUUGUGUUUACAAACUAGUGCAUUAUCUAGUCAUCCUCAUGAAAUAAAUGGUUCAAUUGAAAUGGAAAAACUAAAAAAUGAUAAUAAUUACAAAAUAAAGUUGGUUGAAUUUCUUUGCUCGUGUAAGGCUGGAGCAAGCGGCCGUUGUAAGCAUGUAUCAGCAAUACUUAUUCAAUGCACAAGGUAUUAAUUAAACACAUUACAACUAAUGAUAUUUAAUUUAGAAAUGUUGAUUAAAAUAGGUAUUAUAUUAUUUUUAUUAUAAACAUAUUUUAUUAUUAACUAGUAUGUAUCUUUGUUAUACACAUGUUAAAAUAUAGUUUAUAUUCAACUUAUUUACAAUACUCACCUAAAUAUUUACUUUAUUAGGGAAAAUAUAUCGGAAUUUGAGAAAAUAUCAUCUACAGAUAUAAAAUGUGUUUGGUCUGCUAGAAAAGAAACGUCAGUACAAAAUUACAAACCUAGGCCUUUAAUAGAUACAAAUUGCAUUAAAGCACAUGACUUAAAUAUGCCAUCAACAGUAUCUGAAAUAGAUAUUUUAAAAACUUGAACCUCUUGAACCUUGUUUUGGAAUUAAAUGAAAUGUUAUAUCUUUAUCCCGGUCAGCUCUCGACGAACAGCCAUAUACACAACAAUUAGUUCUAUUCGUGGUUUGGUCAGACAUAACUAUUAAUUAUAUUACUUAAAUUAGUAUAAGUAAUUUAAUAAGAAAAGUUUAAAUUAUUGUUUAAAUAUUAAUUAUAAUGAUUUGCUGAGUAAUCAAAACACAUUAUCACUGUCUGACUACACUACUAAAGAGUACAGAGUACUUCUUUGAGAAGUACUACUUUC
Myzus persicae (green peach aphid) is the source of this 1083-nucleotide messenger RNA. RefSeq lists its product as uncharacterized. The transcript is spliced from 2 exons. The record is from RefSeq and is a predicted model, not a curated record. Gene Ontology annotation, molecular function: zinc ion binding. NCBI's taxonomy places the organism in Eukaryota, Metazoa, Arthropoda, Insecta, Hemiptera, Aphididae. The coding region runs from base 89 to 442 and encodes 117 amino acids.